AUGUUUUCUCCAUUUUUUCGUUGGUUUCUUUUCUUCGUGUUGUCUUCAAAGAUACUUGAAGCACUUUAUGAACAAGGUUAGUUUGAUAUUUUUUUCUUUUUUUUUCUUUUCAUAAAAAACCUAGCUUUAAAAGCCUUAGAAUUACAGGAAACAUUUUAAUCUUUAGAGAAUAGCAAAGUGCAAAGAAAGAUUUUUGAUUGGAAAAAGAUUCGAAUAUUUUACUGAGAAGUAUCUUCCAGAAAUUGAAUAAUUGAAUUGAAUUAAAUGAAUUUUUAGAACGUUUGUUUCCUGAUUUGCUUUUUUCAGAGCUUCGAUCCUCACCAUCCAUACUUCAUCACACCUCAAUUCAGCCUUGGAGGUUUCUACAAAAAACGAGUUUGAAGCCUAUUUGAGCUUACUGUCUAGAAAUUGAAAAAGAAAAGUAUCAAAAAACAUUUAACCACAUGCGUAAAACUCCGCGGCAGGUGCAAAAUUUUAGCAUUCUAAGAUUCUAGUGGCAAGCGUAGAAUAGUUAGUUUUGAAGGAUUUGCACAAUUAUUUUAAAGUCUGAAGAGGUACCAGUCAGUUAAAUUCUUACUUGAAUUUUUUGGCUCAAAGUUGUUCGCUUUUAUCGUGAAUUUUUGGCCGUUUUUCAUGGAAUAAAAAUUUUAAAAUUGUUUUCAUUUUUAUUUUGAUAGAAUCGCAGGCAACACACCACCCAGAUCUUCGUCAAGAUGUUUUUGUAAAAGACGAAUACCACUUUUUAAACGUCCCUGGAAUUAGAACGAUUACAGUGUACGACGCCUUUGACUGCACCUUUGAAUGUCUCAAUAAUCCUUCAUGUUUUUCUCUGAACCUGGCCGCCUCCAAAAGAACCGAUGGAACACUUUGGUGCGAAGUGUUGACUUCGAAUAAUUACAUCAACCCAGACGAGUACCAUGAAAACAAGACUUCACAUCACUUUUCCUUGAAGGUGCGAAUUGAGUUUUAACUAAACGCGUUAUUUCUAUUAACAAUCCUGUUGUCCCAGAUAAAAAUCUCGGGGAAUUAUUGAUCUCAGGUUGCGAGAGUUUGUGCGGAGUAUGUGAAGGCUAUGGAGGCGGAAAGAACCUAAGAGCUCAAAGAGGUUAAAUCCAGCCGGCAGUUGGUUUUGUUUUGUUUUUUCUAAGGCAUUAUGAUGAUAAAUUUGAAGGCAAUUCUUGUAUUUUCAUCUAGUGGUAUAAAGUGGGCAGUGAUGAAUUUUGUUUCUCCAGAGGCAGACGAUAAACGACUUUAUGAACUUUCCAUAUAAGGCAAAGGUAUAUCAGUUUAUCUACUACUCAUCUCGUAGAGAGACGAGUCUUAUUCGGGAACCGGACGGUAUGUACAUUAAUUAAAAGUUCCCACUGGUGUGAGUUGAUGCAAACAAAAUGAAAAGUCGCCUGUUUUGUCUCUUCCAGGGUAGAUUCCGUCCGAUAUCCUGCGUCGAAUAUGGGCAGCAAGGUGCCUACAAAGAUGGCAUUUAUAAGAUCUAUGAUAACGACGGAAACAGUUUCCCAGCCUACUGUGAUCUAAAAUCCGAGCCCGGUAUUGCAUGGACUCUGGUCAUGUCUUGGAGCAGAAAGAAUCGCCUUCUUCCUGCUUUUAGAAAAGCCGUUCUUCAGAUCAAUGCCCCAGAAAACGAGACCUCCCCGAACUGGGAUCGUUACCGCUUACGUCUGGAGCGAAUGAGAUCUUUGCAGGUUCACUCCACUCACUGGCGAGCAACAUGCUGCUACCCGACCCACGGCAUCGAUUACAGAGACUACCUCCGUGGAAACUUCAAAGACUUCAACAUCGUCGAUUUCCUUGGUGAUGGCAAGUGUAAGAGGGUGGAAUAUGUGGAUAUCCGAGGGCACAAUGGCACGAACCUUACAGCACUGUUUUGGCAGAAAAAGAACGCUUGGAUGUUGCAUAUUAUCAGCAGUUCAGAUCGCUGCAAGUUCAGCGCAUCCGUUGGAGCGGUUGGCAGUGAGGACAACUUUGGCUUUUAUGGUGAAAUUAAUCAAAAGUUCCGCUGCACACAGGCAGUCAACUCUACUACUCAGUGGUGGUUUGGAGCUCAUCUUAAAAAAUAG
Molecule: messenger RNA, 2075 nt
Organism: Porites evermanni
Lineage: Eukaryota; Metazoa; Cnidaria; Anthozoa; Scleractinia; Poritidae
Source: the annotation of a GenBank genome assembly